AUGAGGAUGCAUCUAAACGCCCUCAGUGUAAAAGCGUCCAAUUGCUGGCCGAGCCUGCUGAUGAGUGGAAGUGUAAUGGGAAGAGUUCGGUUGAAGAAAGUGAAAAAGAAGGAAGAGAAGCAAAAGUGGGAUGACAGACAUUGGUCAGAGAAAGCUUUAGAUGAAAUGACAGAGAGAGAUUGGAGAAUAUUUAGGGAAGAUUAUAACAUUACAAUAAAAGGUGGAAGGAUUCCAGAUCCAAUUCGUAAUUGGAAAGAAACCGGAUUUCCUCCUGAAAUUGCAGAAAUCAUUGAUAAAGUUGGCUACAAAGAUCCAACACCUAUUCAAAGACAAGCCAUUCCGAUUGGAUUGCAGAACCGAGAUAUUAUUGGCGUGGCUGAGACUGGUUCGGGUAAGACCCUUGCCUUUUUGAUUCCUCUGCUGAUGUGGAUUCAAUCUCUCCCCAAGAUUGAUCGUAUUGAAGAUGUUGAUCAAGGACCAUAUGCCAUUAUUCUGGCUCCAACUCGAGAGCUGGCACAACAAAUAGAAGAGGAAACAAACAAAUUUGGUGGUCCUCUUGGCAUCCGAACAGUAGUGGUGGUAGGAGGUCUGUCCAGGGAGGGAGCAAGG
Homalodisca vitripennis (glassy-winged sharpshooter) is the source of this 609-nucleotide messenger RNA. RefSeq names its product probable ATP-dependent RNA helicase DDX23. The record is from RefSeq and is a predicted model, not a curated record. The annotation marks the transcript as partial. The transcript is spliced from 5 exons. NCBI's taxonomy places the organism in Eukaryota, Metazoa, Arthropoda, Insecta, Hemiptera, Cicadellidae. Gene Ontology annotation, molecular function: ATP binding; nucleic acid binding; RNA helicase activity.